Messenger RNA from Gambusia affinis (western mosquitofish), 3484 nucleotides. Its product is annotated as ankyrin repeat and SAM domain-containing protein 6-like. Gene Ontology annotation, biological process: innate immune response. The record is from RefSeq and is a predicted model, not a curated record. Gene Ontology annotation, molecular function: protein binding. The transcript is spliced from 18 exons. Gene Ontology annotation, cellular component: cytoplasm. The coding region runs from base 295 to 3078 and encodes 927 amino acids. NCBI's taxonomy places the organism in Eukaryota, Metazoa, Chordata, Actinopteri, Cyprinodontiformes, Poeciliidae.
ACAUCUUGAUGGUUCUCAGACUCAUUUACAAGUAACGGAACCGGGCAGUUCCGCGGCUGGUUGCCAGAACGUUUUUUAUUAGGCAAACUAUUGAAUUUAGAUUGAAUGUAAGCUAUACGGCUACUUUAACGUUUUUUUUGGGGGGGGGGAAAGAAGAUUUGUCGUAAAGGGUGAACUUUAUUUCACUGCGCGUCAUUAGCUCCAAACUCAGGCCAAGUGACAGAGGAAAACAGUUUUCACCUCACCCUCGAUGAGACAAAACUACAGAGUAAUGGAGACGGACUAACGCGUCAAAUGAAAGACAUGAACUUCGGCGUCCCUGCGACUUCGCUGCUGCUUUUACGUGCCUGCGAUGACGGGGACCACGAGACGGCCCGGGGUCUCCUGGAGCCCGGCGCCCCGAAAGAGUCGGGUCGGCAGAGCAGGCUGAGGUCAGAAGCGGGCUCCGAGUGCGCGGCCCCAGACGGGGUGUCUCUGGUACCGGUGGACUGCACGGACGAGGAGGGGAACACCGGCCUGCAGUUCGCCUCGGCCAGCGGCCACGAGAACCUGGUGCGGUUCCUGCUGCGGAAGGGCGCCUCGGUGGACAGCCGCAACAACUAUGGCUGGACCCCGCUGAUGCAGGCUGCGAGGUUUGGCCACCUGAAUGUCGCCCACCUCCUCCUGGAGAACGGGGCGGAGAUAAACGGCCGCAACAGGCUUGGGGCCAGCGUCCUGUCCAUGGCGGCCCGCGGGGGCCACGUUCACGUGAUCAAGCUGCUCCUCGAGGGCGGGGCCUACGUCGACGACUUUGACCACCUGGCCGUGGCUGCGGAGAACAUCUCUAACGGCAACAACAACAACAGCUGCAGCACAGCUGGAUUUGGACCUGCUGAGGGCUACCCAGUCGGAGGAGGAGGAAGGGAUUUUAUGGACAUCACAGCUUUGAUGGUGGCGUCCCAGCACGGUCACGAGGCCGCUGUCUGCCUGCUGCUGGAGUGGGGCUCUGAUGUCAACUUUUCCCAGAAGACCACCGGCUGGGGGCCGCUAAUGGCGGCUACGCUCAGCGGGAAGGAAUCAGUGGCUCAGCAGCUGGUGGAGCGCGGGGCCGAUCCAGACCGGGUCAACGUUCUCUCCAAGACGGCCUUGGAACUAGCCAUGCAGCUGAAGCAAAGAGACGUCAAGGCGUACCUGGACUCCAUCACCACCGUCAGACCUCAAACGGAUGACGAGAGAAAAAGGCCAGACGUGUUCAGCGCUCUCAAACUGGGAAACUCCCAGCUCGUUAAAGACAUCUUGGAGGAGGACCCGGCUCAGGUAAACUCCUCCAAUCAGGAUGGAGCGUCGCCGCUCAUGAUGGCGGCGGUGAGCGGGCAGUUGGAGGUGGUGCAGCUGAUGGUGGAGAAGAAAGCCGACGUAGACAAACAGGACUCCGCUCACGGCUGGACCGCUUUAAUGCAAGCCACGUAUCACGGCAAUAAAGACAUUGUCAAGUACCUGCUGAGUCAAGGAGCUGACGUGAACCUGCGAGCUAAGAACGGAUACACUGCCUUUGAUUUGGUCAUGCUGCUCAACGACCCAGACACUGAGCUGGUGCGUCUCUUGGCAUCGGUGUGCAUGCAGGUGGACAAGGACAAAUCCAAACACCGCGGCAGAGCUUUGAUCAGCCGCUCCAAAAGCAGACAGUCCCUCAACAACAUUCCAGUGCCACCCGAUGACAAGGGAGGCCUCAAGUCCUGGUGGAGCAGGAUGUCCAAUCGCUUCCGGAGGCUGAAGCUGACUCACACCCUGAGGCACGGCCUCUCAACCAAUCGGCUGGCUCCGUUUCCAGACGAAGCCGAGACUCCUCUGGACGCCACGAUGAGGGCGGACGCGAAGGCUGCAGCUGUGCCUAACGGGACGGCGGCGGCGGCAGCUACUACUGCCGCUCCAGGAGUGAGUGACGUGAGCACCGCGUGGGCCGUCAAGACCAAAGAUGCUGCAGGUCACUGCAGAACAUCCUCAGAGAAGGACGACUCUCUGAUAACCACAUUGCUGAGAAGCGGCGCUCCUCUGACCCGGCUGCCGAAUGACAAGCUGAAAGCCGUGAUCCCUCCUUUCCUGCCGCCGUCCAACUUUGAGCCCUGGAACUCCGACCGAUCGCGUUUCCUCCAAGACGGGAAGAGCGAGGCAGCGCGGCUGCCGAUGCCUCCUCAAAGGAAACUCAACAGCAGCGGGAACUCUGACAUUACGUCCAUCAGUCGCGUUGUGAACCGGUCCAUCAAGUUUCCGAACAUCCCUAAGGGACCCUCGUCAUCCUCGCCCUCUAAUUCUGGUCACUACCACUCCCCCCACUCCUCCGGGGGGUCCAACGGAGUAGCGGGGAUCAACCGGGACUCUCACAAUCGCUCAGGGGGCAGUGCAGACAGUGUUCUCUCCCAGAUAGCUGCCCAGCGUAAAAGAGCUGCGGGGCUGAUAGAGGUGAAGACCCAAACGGCAGAGAAGCACCAUAGCCCGGCUCCUCCAGCACCCGUCAGCCUGCCUGACAUCCCGUCCAACCCGAGCCUGGUCGCCUCGGACCUCCAAGCCAGGAGGAAGAUGGAGCUGAAAAAGCGAUCGCAGUCUGGGAAUUCGUCCACCUCCAAGAGCACGUCCCCGACUUUAACCCCGUCUCCGUCCCCGACGCCAAAGAUCCCCGCCGGCCCGGGCGACUCUCUGUCGUCGGCUUCGUCUCACCCGCGCUCCAAGAGCAGCGGCGGCUCCAGCAGCGGCACCAUCACAGACGAAGAUGAGCUGUCUAGUAUUUUGAAGAAACUGUCUCUUGAGAAAUACCAGCCUAUUUUUGAGGAGCAGGAGGUCGACAUGGAAGCGUUCCUGACUCUAACAGACGGAGACCUGAAGGAGCUGGGGAUCAAAACAGACGGCCCCAGGCAGCAGAUCCUAGCCGCCAUCUCUGAACUCAAUGCUGGAAAGGGUCGGGAAAGGCAGAUCCUUCAAGAGACCAUCCAUAACUUCCAGUCGUCCUUUGGCAGCAGCGCCAGCAACCCGAGGCCACCAGGCCAGUCUCGGUCUCCAACAACUUGGAUGAGGCAUCAAGUUCGCUCCUCCAGCAAAAGAUAACCUUAUCUACAUUAAUCCCUAUAAGGGAAACACUCCAGCGGUCCCUCCAGGAGGAGCGUGGAUGUUGGCGACUCUUUGUGGAGGCUCCUGAACGGCGACAGAAAUAAGUGCAAGAGGACCCGGCAAGCUCUCCAGUCGAGAGAGCGUUUUAUGGGGCACAGCUGGACCAAACUGGGAAGCAGGGAGGCAGCCUCUGCUUUCCACUGAAGCAUGAGCUGCUUGGGAAACGGGACAUGGAAAAAUGGAAAAACCGGGAGCGUUGGGACAAAACCCUGAGGUACACCAAGUAAAUUAACAGACAUUUUGUGAUAAGAACGUGAGAUGCAACAAACGUACCAUAAAAGCAUCGGUUUGAUUAAGAAGUACAUCGGUUGUGGGUGUAGAAAUAAAAGAUGCCUGGAUUGUC